GUAUUAUUACUUUUAGGUGACCACCCCGUUUCCAAACUUUCACAACCCUUCACUCGGUUCACAACCUUCUCGACAAACGCUCGCUGCGUGGGCUACUUUGUAUACUGUUCACUCCGUCUUCACCCUUUUCAUUUUCUUGCUUUAAAGUUUAUAACGUUCUUUUAUAAGCAAAAGUGGGAGAAAACUCUGCGCUUAGUUCCCGCACCAUAAUCUUGCAAAGUGCAAAAGAUAAAAUAACAAUACCGUUACACAGUAUAUACACUCGGUCUCGUAUCAAAGCGUUGUAAUCCGGAAAAGCUCUUGUUUUUUAUAUCCCUUUCCCAAACUGGACCUUAAUGGAUGAACCGACUCCCGGCUAUUCAUCCAACUAAUCACACAACGUCGUGGAUUUAGCUGCGGCAUGGUAAAUGGUAUUGAGGAACACUGCGGGCAAGCAUAUUCCAGCAAUAAUAUGGAUUACCACAGGGGUAUUCAAAUAAAUCUGAAUAAUCUUAUCUGUCAGUUCCUGUCAAUUUUCUGACAUAACUCUGACUAGUUGUCUCACAUGCCGAAUCACAUGCAAGCGCAAAUAGAACGGCAGUAUAGCCCAUGGGGCUUGUUGUUAAAGCUGGCGUGUAGUGCUUAAGGGGUUGCACACACGUAUUCCGAGUUUUUUGGCACUUCAACAUCUCUUCGGUAUUUUUAGAGUUGCCGCUACCCAGCUUGUCCUAAACGAGUUGAGCAUCUGUUUUCUAAAUUAUCCAUAUAAACAAUGGUUAUUUACUCGUAAUGAGCAGAAAUCGGAUUUGCUCUCCUAAGUGUUUCAGCUUCAUUCAUAACACCUAUUUGACGCUGUCAAUUUUUUAAAACAAAGAACAUCCAAUUCUACGACGAACAACAGUAUACACUAAUUGGCCUAAGUGCACUAUGCCUUGUAUGCAGCCUCCUUUUGUCAAGUACUAGGACGUAAACAAAUGAUGGAAGCAGUCAAAUUGGUGAAAAUAGAGUUUCUUUACGGAAAGUUAAUGCGUAACGUGCGGCGUUCGCUGUCGGAAUGGCACUUUAAAGGGAUCCCAUCAGAGCAAUUGGUCGAAGAAAGGCUGGUGAUCUUGCAUCGUCAUGGAACAGCGGUAUACGAACACGUCGCCGGUGCUAUUGUUAAGGAACUAAAACAGGUUUCCAAGACUAACUUGCAAAAUUCGGGAAAUGUAUUUCUUGCUGCACUCCGCGAUAUGUGGCGCCUUUUCAAAGAUUUCGUAUCGACAUUUUGCCAAUUUUGCCUCACGGUUCUCCUAGAUAAGAUAUAUUCGUUCGGAAUCGUGGAACUGGUUCAAAUCCAGGGUCAAGUUUUUGUCCAAAAUAACUUGGAUAAUUUUCACGCUUUGGGUCUGAGGAUCUUUCGAGACAAUGUUAUUUACCAUCAUGGAAUACGAGAGAAAUUACGAGUGGUAAUGUUGAACAGCAACCGAUGGGUUCGGACACUUGACGCAUACCUGCUUCGUAAGUCCUACCAAAUUCUCACGGAACUUGGAGGAAUAGAGGUUUAUCAGACAAUCUGCGGAAGUCCGUGCUUACGCCACUAUGGCAAGCUUUUGAGUAAAGUAAAGCAAGCCUUGAUGCAAAACAAACGCAAGGAAAUUUUGCAUUCCUCGAGAACUAGUCCAUUGGCCAAAAAAACGCCAAAACGCAGAGCCCAGAGCACACCACCGAGAGUUAAUUUAUUUGGUCAUACGUGCUAUUAUAACUACAACAACUGCGAUUAUCGAGGAGCAGGAACGUUUGGUGCGGUGUUCGAAGUUGGUGCAGUCGUUGGUGGUACAAAAAGACGAGUUGCUGUAAAGGUCAUGCCUAUGCAGAACGAAUCAGAUCUUGUAAACAACACAGAAAAAUGGAACAGCUGGUGCCAACGUCUCAGAACAAUUACAGCACUGAUUCAUCCCCACGUCGUCAGGUAUCACGGUGUAAUCGCAGACUGCCAGAGUGCCCGUAUCGAAAUUGUGAUGGAUUACUGUGUUGGAGAUCUCUCGCAUUAUUUGCAUCUUGCCGGGAGAAAUGAAACGGUAAUCGACAUCCACACAGCUAUGCGUUAUGCGAGCGAAAUCGCUGAUGGACUGCAGUUUCUUCACUACAACGGAAUUAUACAUGGAGAUUUGAAGCCAGGAAACAUUCUGGCACGUCAUAAUGGAGCGCAAAUUGAGAUGAUUCUCGGUGACCUAGACGACAGUGUUCAGUUGCGUUGCUUCAUGUCCGGUACCGACGACCUGUCACAUAUUCAUGGCACUAUCCGCUACAUGGCACCGGAAAUUUUAAAAAAGUUCAUUGCACAAAUCGAGAGCGAAAUCCCUGGGCGGAAAUCUGACAUGUGGAGUUAUGGCUGUGUACUACUGGAUCUGGCUAACUGUGUGACCAAGCUGGAGAAGAAAUGGCUUUGCAAAGCAUCCAAAAUAAUCGAAGUCGGGAAAGAAAUGACGGACAUGCAGUUUGUUAUUCUCAUUGCCAAAAAAAACUUCGUUCCGCACGUCGAUGGCUCUAUUCCGUGCGCUCUGAAACAGCGCAUUCGCCGCUGCUUAUGCAGCUCAAAACACGCGAGAAUUUCGUCCGAGGAGAUGUUGCAGUCCUUAAAAGAAUGGCGUGACAGAAACUAAUCAGCGUGCAGACUUUGAAGCCGUCUUUGUUCAGUUUUGCGUUUUUCCAGUUCAAAUUUACGCUCAUCGCUCUUCACAGCGCCAGCAGCUUAACUUUGGAGACUUCUUUUGCUCGGGCCAGUGAUGAUCUACACACACGUGACAAGACACACAUCAAUAAUUUCAAUGAGUGUUUCUAGCUGCAUGUUUUUCCAUUGUUGAUAUAGUGAAUGUUUGUUAACUGAAGCAAAUGUUCAAGCGAACAUAA
Messenger RNA from Paramacrobiotus metropolitanus, 2871 nucleotides. RefSeq names its product serine/threonine-protein kinase mos-like. Lineage: Eukaryota; Metazoa; Tardigrada; Eutardigrada; Parachela; Macrobiotidae. The record is from RefSeq and is a predicted model, not a curated record. The transcript has 8 exons. Gene Ontology annotation, biological process: protein phosphorylation. Gene Ontology annotation, molecular function: protein serine/threonine kinase activity; ATP binding. Gene Ontology annotation, cellular component: cytoplasm. The coding region runs from base 954 to 2624 and encodes 556 amino acids.